GACUUCCUGGCACGUCACAUGUUGUAGUUACAGAUGGUCCUGUGCUUGAAGUGUCUACCGUACAACCACACAACUGCUCAUCAGAACAGCAAGUCAGUAGGUUUGAUACUUUGAAACACUACGCGCAAAAAUGGCCCAAUGCACGGAACCGUCUACCAGCACCGGGGCGAACGGAGAGCUGAAAAAGCCGAGGAAGGUCGCUGUUAUCACGGGCAUCACUGGACAGGAUGGCUCCUACCUGGCUGAGUUCCUGCUGGAGAAGGGCUAUGAGGUUCAUGGUAUCCUGCGUAGAUCCAGCUCUUUCAACACUGGUCGUAUUGAGCACCUGUACCAGAACCCCCAGACACACACGGAGGGAAAGGAUGGAACUACAGGUGGCCACAUGAAGCUACAUUAUGGGGACCUGACAGACAGCACUUGCCUGGUGAAGAUCAUCAACCAGGUCAAACCUACAGAAAUCUACAACCUGGGAGCCCAGAGCCACGUCAAGAUCUCCUUUGAGCUGGCUGAGUACACAGCUAAUGUGGACGGUGUUGGUACCCUGCGUCUGCUGGACGCUAUAAAGACGUGUGGUCUGACCAACAGUGUUAAGUUCUACCAGGCCUCUACUAGUGAACUCUAUGGGAAGGUCCAGGAGAUCCCUCAGAAAGAGACCACGCCGUUCUACCCCCGCUCACCUUACGGUGCUGCUAAGUUGUAUGCUUAUUGGAUUGUGGUGAACUUCAGGGAGGCCUAUAACCUGUUUGCUGUCAACGGGAUCCUCUUCAACCACGAGAGCCCCAGAAGAGGAGCGAACUUCGUGACGCGUAAGAUCAGUCGUUCUGUGGCGAAGAUUCACCUGGGCCAGCUGGAGAGCUUUAGUCUGGGUAACCUGGACUCCAAGAGAGACUGGGGCCACGCCAAGGACUAUGUAGAGGCUAUGUGGCUGAUGCUUCAGCAGGAGGAGCCAGAGGACCUUGUCAUAGCGACGGGGGAGGUCCAUAGUGUCAGGGAGUUUGUGGAGAAGUCCUUCAAACAUGUGGGCAAGACCAUUGUGUGGGAGGGGAAAGAUGAGAACGAGGUUGGUCGUUGCCAGGAGACAGGGGUGAUUCAUGUGAAGGUGGACUCCAAGUACUACCGUCCUACUGAAGUGGAAUACCUGCAAGGUGAUAGCACCAAGGCACUGACAAAGUUAGGCUGGAAAGCAAAGAUCACUUUUGAGGAACUGGUGAAAGAGAUGGUUGAUGCUGACAUCCAUCUCAUGAAGAAUAACCCUAACGCAUAAAACCACAUCCUGUGGAUCAACCCAAACCUAGGGAAUCAUCUGAGCACUCCUGACCAGAGUGCACUGCGACUCAACAGUCGCACCAUGCGGUGAAAAGAAUAUAAAACUAGUCUGGGUCAUUUUUUUCAUCACUUUGCUGUCCCAAACGAAGUUACUCAGUCGUUUUUUUUUGCCUUAUGCUAUGGUGAGGGAAGAUUAUUCGAUGCCUUUUAAAUAAUGCCAUUCCUUAUUUUUGUUUUUAAUCUUAAUAUAAUUUUUCACGCUGAUCAUGAUUUAGUAGGCUAUAUGGUGAUAGGACUUUUAAUUGUUUUUAUUCGACACUGUCUCUGGGCAAUAUGGGAUUGUAUUGUUGUGUUUGUUUGUUUUAAUCGCCUGGCAUAUAGGUCACAGGUUGCAGUUUGUCCUUUUAGAAAUAAAUUAAGUAUAACUUUAAUUAUUUGUUAUUGUAAGAUGACCAACAAAUAUGUUUUAGAUGUUAUUCAGCAUUUGUGAAAUCUUUUGUAUUCCCAUCUGACAUAUUUAAUUCAGAAUAUAAAAAUUUUGGUACAAUAAAACUUGUUCUUUUGAUACAUUA
Molecule: messenger RNA, 1838 nt
Organism: Salvelinus fontinalis (brook trout)
Lineage: Eukaryota; Metazoa; Chordata; Actinopteri; Salmoniformes; Salmonidae
Gene: gmds
Product: GDP-mannose 4,6-dehydratase
Exons: 12
Coding region: 131-1264 (377 amino acids)
Biological process (GO): GDP-mannose metabolic process
Molecular function (GO): GDP-mannose 4,6-dehydratase activity
Source: RefSeq, a predicted model, not a curated record